UCGAAUUCAAAGUGACUGAAUUAUCAAAAGAGUUUCUUCUGAUGCUUUAAUUAAACACUGACACUCAAACUCCCACAAUUACUAAUUACUUCUGCAGCAAAACAAACAAACAAACAAACAACCUCUAGAGAUUCAGAUAGAUAGACACUGUUGGAUGGAGAGUGAGUGAGUAAGAGAGAGAGAGAGAGAGAGAGAGGGAGGGAAUCAGGAGGGUGAGACACAUCUUCUUCUUCUUCUUCAUCAUCAUCAUCAUCUUCAUCUCGUCCUCCUGCAGGAUCUCCUCGCGGACACUGAUGAUGCAGUGAUGAUGUGAGUCUGACCAGCUCUGCAGAUCCACCAUCAUCCGCCGUUCGCCAGCGGAGGGAAUUCGGUCUUUUCCCGGGAAUGUUGCGGGCGUUUGCUGAUGUGUGAUGACGGAACCGAGAUGUCGCUCGCACCUUAAAUCACUUUCCACACAGCUGAAAGUGAGCGCUGUCCUCAGCCGAUCGGUUUUCCUGCUCUUCGCCUUCAGCCUCGGCCUGGUCUGUGAGGAGCAGUCAUGACCAAAUCAUACGAGUUCAACUGGCAGAAACGCGUUCCUGAAUUCCUGCAGGAAGGAGCCGCGUUUGACCGAUUCGAUGAGGAUCCCUUCGUCUUCGAGCCCAGCUGCCAUUUCAAAGUCGACGAGUUCGGCUUCUUCCUCACGUGGAAAAGUGACGGAAAGGAAGGUCAGCUGCUGGAAUGUUCUCUGAUCAACAGCAUCCGUCCUGGAGUUGUGCCGAAGGACUCAAAGAUCCUUGCGUGUCUGGAAGCCGCCGGGAAGAACGAGGCGGAUCUGGACGGUCGCAUCAUCUGCGUGUGCAGCGGCCCGGACCUGGUCAACCUCAGCUUCAUGUACAUGGUGACCGACAACACGGACACCGCCAAGAAAUGGAUGGAAGGCCUGAAAUCCGUGAUUCACAACUUCAAGGCGAAUAACGUGUGUCCGAUGACGUGCCUGAAGAAACAUUGGAUGAGACUCUCCUUCCUCACGAACAUCAACGGUAAAAUCCCCGUUCGAGGAAUAACCCGGACGUUCGGCUCGGGGAAAACGGAGAAGGGAAUCUUCCAGGCGCUGAAGGAACUCGGUCUGCCCAGCGGGAAGAAUGAUGAGAUCGAGCAUUCGGCCUUCACCUUCGACAUCUUCUACGCUCUCACGCAGAAAAUCUGCCCUCGCACGGACAUCGAGGAGCUUUUCAAGAAGAUCAACGGAGACAAAAGUGAUUAUUUAACCGUAGAGCAGUUAGUCAGCUUUCUGAAUGAAAACCAGCGGGACCCUCGACUCAACGAGAUCCUCUUUCCGUUUUAUGAAGCCAAACGAGUCACGCAGAUCAUUGAGAAGUACGAGAGAGACGCUGACUUGAAAAAGAAAGGUCGCAUGUCCUCCGACGGAUUCUGCCGGUACCUGAUGUCGGAUGAGAACGCGCCGAUGUUCCUGGACCGUCUGGAUCUGUGUCAGGAGAUGGAUCAGCCGCUGGCUCAUUACUUCAUCAGCUCGUCACACAACACGUACCUGACCGGCCGGCAGUUCGGCGGGAAGUCUUCGGUGGAGAUGUACCGGCAGGUGCUGCUGUCCGGCUGCAGGUGUGUGGAGCUGGACUGCUGGGAUGGUAAAGGCGAGGAUCAGGAGCCCAUCAUCACUCAUGGGAAGGCCAUGUGCACCGACAUCCUGUUCAAGGAUGUAAUUCAAGCCAUAAAGGAAACGGCGUUUGUAACGUCUGACUAUCCUGUUAUUCUGUCCUUUGAGAAUCACUGCAGUAAACCGCAGCAGUAUAAGAUGGCCCGGUAUUGCGAGGAGAUCUUCGGGGAUCUGUUGCUCAAGCAUCCGCUGGAGGGAUUCCCAAUCGAAGCCGGUCAGCAGCUGCCGUCGCCCAACGACCUCAAACGCAAGAUCCUCAUCAAGAACAAGCGCUUAAAGCCGGAGGUGGAGCAGAAGCAGCUGGAGUCGUUCAAGAAGCACAUGGAGGCUGGAGAGAUGAGCAUACAAGCUGGAGAAGAUGAGAACGAUGAAGAUCUGGACAGCGCUCUGGACAGUAAAGAUCUGAACUCAGACGUGAAGACCAGCAUCACUCAGUCGCUGUCGGAGGAUCCCGGCGAUCCGGACGCGCGGGACGGCAGCAUCAGGAAGAAGAUCCCGGACGAUGAUGUCACCGAGAUGUCAGAAGCCACAGAGGUCACUGACGCCACCGACGUGUCUGAAGUGUCCGACCUCGACAUAAAGAAGAAGGGUGUAGAAACGGCCGAAGACGCGGAUGCUGAACAGCAGCUCAUCGCCUCCUACAAGUAUGAAGGAGCGACGACCAACAUCCACCCGUAUCUGUCGGCCAUGGUCAACUACGCUCAACCCGUCAAGUUCCAGGGCUUCGAGGUCGCCGAGGAGAGGAACAUCCAUCACAACAUGUCGUCCUUCAACGAGUCUGUGGGUCUGGGUUACCUGAAGACUAACGCCAUCGAGUUCGUGAACUACAACAAGCGGCAGAUGAGCCGCAUCUACCCCAAAGGAGGCCGCGUGGACUCCAGCAAUUACAUGCCUCAGAUCUUCUGGAACGCCGGCUGCCAGAUGGUGUCUCUGAACUUCCAGACUCCAGAUCUGGGGAUGCAGCUGAACCAGGGCAAGUUCGAGUAUAACGGCGCAUGCGGGUACCUGCUGAAACCAGACUUCAUGCGCCGCGCCGACCGCAUGUUCGACCCGUUCUCUGAGACGCCAGUAGAUGGUGUGAUAGCAGCGACCUGCAGCGUACAGGUGUUCUCGGGUCAGUUCUUAUCGGAUAAGAAGAUCGGCACAUAUGUGGAGGUGGACAUGUACGGCCUUCCCACCGACACCAUCCGGAAAGAGUUCCGCACGCGCAUGGUGAUGAACAACGGUCUGAAUCCGUACUACAACGAGGAGCCGUUCGUCUUCAGAAAGGUGAUCCUGCCGGAUCUGGCCGUGCUGCGGAUCGCCGUAUACGACGACAACAACAAGCUGAUUGGUCAGCGGAUCCUGCCUCUGGACGGGCUGCAGGCGGGUUACAGACACAUCUCGCUGCGCAACGAGGGCAACAAACCGCUGUCGCUGCCCACCGUCUUCUGCAACAUCGUCCUCAAGACAUACGUGCCCGACGGCUUCGGCGCCAUCGUUGACGCUCUUUCUGAUCCAAAGAAGUUCCUCACCAUCGCAGAGAAACGCGCUGACCAGAUGCGAGCUCUCGGGAUCGACACGAGCGACAUCGCAGACGUGCCCAACGAAAACUGCAAGAGUGACAAGAAGGGUAAAGUGAGUCAGGUGAAGACCAACGUGACGCCGCAGAGCAGCUCGGAGGUGAACGCCACGCAGAACAACAUCACCGAGAGCAAACGCGAUAAUGCCAUUGUGAAUCAGGUGAACAUUGAGGAUUUGAAGCAGAUGAAGACCUUCAUUAAACUGAUGAAGAAGCAGCAGAAGGAACUGAACACGCUGAAGAAACGACACGCCAAGGAGCACAACGCCAUGCAGAAAUCUCACUGCACGCAGGUGGACAAACUGGUGGCUCAGCAUGACAAGGAGAAGUUCACGCUGGAGAAGCUGCUGGAGAAGGCCAUCAAGAAGAGAGGAGAGAACAACUGCUCCGAGCUGAAGAAGGAGACGGCGAUAAAGGUCGAGACGCUCACGACAGACCAUAAAGAAAAGGUGAAGGACAUAGUGGCGCAGCACACUAAAGAGUGGUCAGAGAUGAUCAACGGCCACAGCACAGAGGAACAGGAAAUGAAGGACGCCCAUGUGACGCAGCAGUGUGAGCUCUUGAGGAAGCUGCUGGCCAGCGUUCAGGAGCAGCAGACGCUGCAGCUCAAGCUCAUCCAUGAGCGGCAAAGCAAAGAGAUGAAGGCCAAUCAGGCCAAGACGUCCAUGGAGAACAGCAAAGCCAUCAGCCAGGACAAGAGCAUCAAAAACAAGGCGGAGCGCGAGAGGAGAGUUCGGGAGCUGAACAGCAGCAACACCAAAAAGUUCCUGGAGGAGAGAAAACGGCUGGCCAUGAAGCAGGCGAAGGAGCUGGAGCAGCUGCAGAAGAACCAGCGCGAGCAGCUGGAGAAACUGGAGAAGUUCAACGAGCAGAUCUGGAUGAAUGAAAGUGAAUCUGAUGGCGUUUCUGCUGUGAUUCUCCAGGCCAAAGACAUGCAGAAGAUGGUGAAGCUGGAGGAGGACAUGGACCGCAGACCAGCCACGGUGGUGUAAGCGCUCCGUCCGUCAGCUGAGAGCGCUGAAGGCGUCCGUCUGUCCCGUCGGGCUCCGUCUCCAUCCGUCUUACGCCUCGAGUCUCUGCAGUCUGUAGACCUUUAGCCCCGCCCACUCUCCCUACCUCAGCUCUAACCCCGCCCACAGCAGCUAACUCCUCCUCUGCAGCGGCCUCCAGCCAGUCCAGCUCGUGCUGUAGCUCCGCCCACGCACAGAAGCGGUGAAGACGGCGCCGGCGGGACAGACGCGUUUUUAUACAGUCCGCUGCGGCCCGUCCGUCCGUCACCAUCGGAGCUGCAGACGUCACGGGUCGACGACGACUCGAAAGCGAACUCGUAUCUUACCCGUAGCAGAGUCAGGCCAGCAGACGAAUCUGAUUAACAGACGUUUAGUUUAUGUCGUCAGCACAAUACCUGUGAACGAUGCGCUAGUUUAAUGUCCUGAGCACUUUACAUGUGAUAGGAUGUCCGAGGAUCUUCGACUAUGUAGCAGAGCACUAGCUUUCCUCAGUACAGUAAGAAUGUAGAGCGUCCGGAUUCACACGGGCGCCGUAGAUCUUCUGCUGUCCCGAGCUUUUAUCAUCUGUUCCUGUACGUUUUUAAGAUGCAGCUCAGACGCACGUGUCAUUUUAACCCAAACGUCGUUUUAUUUGAGGUGAAACUUUUUAACCAGGCUUUGAGAUGUAGAUGGUGCUCAACGAGUUUUCUUCGGUACGCGACGGACGGAUCCAGACUCGAUCUCGUAGCGUUGACGCUCGCGGGUUCUGAUCCGUGUGGAUUCGGACGCGUCGACGCAAACCAUUUCCUUUCCUCUGACACGACGCUGAACUUUGGUUCCACUUGUGUUCGUUGUUUUACUUUCAGGAGGUGUGAUCUAUCGGUACUCGUUCUAAAGGGAGGUGAUUGAUUGUAAAUCCCGCUCGAGGGAUUUCGGGAUCAUGUGUAUAUCGGUUGUCGUGAGUUUUCGUUCCCUUCUUUUUCUCGGCAUCAUGUUUUCAAGUGUUCGGCGGUGGCCACAUAUCUCGUGUGAAAGCAAAGUGCUUUAAAACUCCAUCGCUUACAAAUGUGCCACUAUAUGUCAUGUAGGACCUUUAAAUUAUUUUACAAUGAUAAAUGCCAAAAUAAGGGGUUAUUUAUAUAAAGAUACAUAUAUUAUAGUGGGUAGUUUAAGACUACGUUUGAUUUUUAGAAGCUUUUUGCACUAGCUGAAUGUUUUCUGUUGUGCGACUUCCACGUAGAUUUUUGCUCUAAAUUAUAGUUUGCGGGAAAAGCAGAUUAUUUUUGCAGAACUGUCGCUCUGAAUCUCACCUGUUUCUAUUCGUUUGUCUUUCUGUAGCUACUCAAUGGACCAUGCUGUGGGUGCUUUUGUAUUUAUAUAUAUAUAUAUAUAUCGUAUUUGUCAAACUUCUAGCAAUGAAAAUACUCAAAAAAUACUGUUGUUAUCCUGCUACUUUAAUACUGUUUUAUAGUAUGUGUACCAAUAAACUAUCCCAGGUGUUAAAUGAAAA
Megalobrama amblycephala (Wuchang bream) is the source of this 5717-nucleotide messenger RNA. It is a transcript of the gene plcb4b, whose product is annotated as phospholipase C, beta 4. The transcript has 39 exons. Gene Ontology annotation, biological process: phosphatidylinositol-mediated signaling; lipid metabolic process. Gene Ontology annotation, molecular function: phosphatidylinositol-4,5-bisphosphate phospholipase C activity; calcium ion binding. Bases 539 to 4210 code for a protein of 1223 amino acids. The record is from RefSeq and is a predicted model, not a curated record. Lineage: Eukaryota; Metazoa; Chordata; Actinopteri; Cypriniformes; Xenocyprididae.